This is a messenger RNA of Oreochromis aureus, 1670 nucleotides long. RefSeq names its product pulmonary surfactant-associated protein A-like. Lineage: Eukaryota; Metazoa; Chordata; Actinopteri; Cichliformes; Cichlidae. Bases 137 to 628 code for a protein of 163 amino acids. The record is from RefSeq and is a predicted model, not a curated record. The transcript is spliced from 5 exons.
CCUGGUUUUUAUUUCCUCUUCAACGAGUGGCUCAUAUAUUUUUGACUUUGAGUUCUGAGCUGUAUUUGUUUGAAAGCAGCACAUGAAGCAGCUCAGCUAGUGGAUAACUGCUUGUAUACUGCUCUGCAUUUAAACAAUGAUGGCAUGGCUCCAAUUCUGUGUCCUUUUCCUGGUGGCUCCAAUUGGGUACAGUCAGAAUCCAGGUCCUCGUGGUCCCAAAGGAGACAGUGGACCUCCUGGACCAGCUGGUCCACCUGGAAUACCAGGACCACCAGGUCAAAAAGGAGAUACUGGACUUAUUGGACCACAUGGAAUUCCUGGACCACCUGGAGUAACCGGAUUUAUAGGACCACCUGGCUUUCCUGGACCAUCUGGAAAAGAUUCUGACUGCAGAACAGAGCUCUUUGGUUACAUAGACCAGGACCUUCAAACCAUUAGAGGCCUAAAGGAAACAAUAACCAAGUUAGAGCUGGUUAUAAACUACGAUUUUGCCCGAGGAGUUGAUGAAAAAUAUUUCGUGUCCAACAAGGAAAGAGGCUCUUUCUUCCAAGCUGUUGAGUUCUGCUCCCAGCGAGGAUUAGAGCUGGCUUUGCCCCAGAGUGACAAAGAGAAUCGCUUACUCACUUAAGUGUUUGAAAGCAGUCCUAAAACAGUCUGGAUUAAUGUCAGCAAUAGAAAAGCAGAGGGAAACUUUGGAGCUGAUAUGAAAAACCGACCUCUGACCUUUACCAGCUGGGCAGAAGGGCAGCCAGACAAAUCCAUCCAGGAUCCAGGCUGCACCACGCUGUCAGAAGACGGUGUUUGGAGAGUGACAAGUGAAUGCUUACAUUGUUUGUCAGUUAUAGAAAUGCCUUUGAUGACAUGAAGUAAAGUAUAUCUCUUUGGAUUCUGGUGUGGGAAAAUCAAAUGGAGUACAAAUAUGUAAUCUAAUGUAUUACAUAUCAAUCUGGUGCAAUUUUCUUAUUCCUAUAAAACAGGUCAAAAGAUUCUUUCAAAUCUUUUAUUACAUUUUUAGGUAAAAUGAAAAAUUCUUUCGAGACUGUCAAGAGGAGAAAUAUUUUACUGGAUGGUGACAGGAAGCGCCUGGGGUCGAGCCGAAGACAAUGUUCUUUUUUAAAACUGUGUUCAAAGUUAACUGAACGUUUGUGGUUUUGGAGUGACUAUGCUUUGUUUGAGUCGGCCUGGCAACAGGCAGACUGCCAACCCUAUAAAGUCUUUGUUCUGACUAUUGUAAGAUAGUUCAACGCUGAAUCCGCGCAGUGUUUUGGACUCCGCAUGUGUGUACAUUAAAAUGUCGUCUAAUUGCACCAGGCCGGAUCAGUGGUUAUUUUUGGAUUCCUCCUCAAUAUCUGAACCUUAACAAGACCUACAGUAUUUAGCAGCCAUUCACCAUACAGUAGCCAUAUUUAUAUUCAUACAGCAGAGUGAGAAGUCGUGGAGGGCGUUCUGGUCCGGUGGCCCCAAGAUCUCAUCUCUGCUUUAUUUGCAUGAGUUGAUCAAACAACAAGCUUGUCAGUGAGUGUGACAUAGCUGGAAUGAGAAUUAGCAGCUCAAAGUCUGAGGAUAGUCUGUGGCUUGUUUUCAGAUUCAAAUGUAUUCAAUUCAAUUCAAUUUUAUUUAUAUAGCGCCAAAUCACAACAAAAGUCGCCUCAAGGCGCUUUAUAUUGCAC